UGACAAUUCCAGGUUGUUCAGAUUUUUGUCCGCGAACAUGUGAAUUGACAUUUCCGUAUUUACAUUGCACAUCCUAUGGUCUGUUUUUUAUAUCCAUUUAAUUAUCUCUAUCGAGGUUUUCUGGCUCAAAAACCAAGUUCAAAAAUUAUAACGCGUUUGAACAAACUUUGGCACGUUUACGACCGGGAAUUCGACAUUUAUGAGCAUAUAGCAGAUCUGUAUAAAAUUCUAAUAAGCUGUAUGCUUGAAUUAUCUAGCCAUGGCCCUGAAGACCGACUUAAAUCCCAAUGAAAUCUACGACUCCUCUGGAAUUAUAAAGAGCGGCCAAGUGAUGUUGUACGACCGAUCUUUGAUGUUCUAUUCUCGGGACAUCUCUCAGGAUGAAUGCUCCAUAGUACUAAAUCCUGCCCAACAUCAAAACCUGGAUCUUCCUGAAAUUGUGCUGGAUGGCGACUAUUUCCAAUUCGACAGCGUACCCAGUAUGCGACCUAAUCAUCAGUCCGGCCAAGAUCUGACUGUGCUGGAGAUCCUUUACAACAACGACCAAGUUCCUGAUCAACCCGAGUUCGUAGACGUUGAUCAGUUGACAGAUUUAGAUACACUCGAACCUGCUACUGCUACUUCAACAAUUUCGUCUGCCAUACAUGAAGAAAACGAAAAGAUGAUGAUGACGACGUAAUAUUCGUCAAGGAAUACAAACACAAUGAAAUCAUAAAGGAAGAAACUGGCCGACAAGUUGAAUUUGGAAGCUCGUACAGUAGAUCAAAUCAGGUGAAUCUUCCAAAAGUGAGAAGAAACCCUGUGAGAACAACGAGGAACAAAUCGAGGGACUUUUCUAUGGAAGUUUUAUAUGAGGAAGAUUUUGCUUUCCUGGACUCCACUGAUGAUGAAGAUGACUUCAAAGAAAAUAAGGUAUUGAGAUCCCCAUGCAUAGGAUCCUUAUCUUGGACAUCCUGUAUAUAUAGAGAGAGUUUCGUAUUUUUUACUUACAACAAGACGAAGUGCAUUAUCGUGUACCAGCACCUACAUAUACUUAUGGCAUGCUUUUGUUUUAGCCAUCUAAGAAAAAUUGCGAACUUAGAAUUGCCGAAAGAAUGGCCCAUUGAUGUUCACGAACGUCCAGAGUACAAUUACAAAACCCAACAAAUCGAAUCCUUUGACUUUACAAUUCGAGAGAUUCAGAAAAAGGUCCCUCCUAAGAAACCCAGAUUAGAAACUGUACCAAUCCGAAGAAAAUCCAACAAAAAAUACCUCUCCAGAAAAAAGAAACCUAAAGCUGUAGUAGAAAAGAAGACUCCUUUGAAAGAUCUCCAGCCUUUGGUGAAGAGCACGAACGCGCUGUUGAGAGAUUUUUUCAGAUCUCUUAGAGAUGAUAGGCAUUUGAUAAAAAGAGACAAGAAUAAUCUUCAUGAGCGCGUGCAAAUAUUGAGAAACCAGGCUAUGUUGUCUUCGCUUGUUAAUGGCGAUCAAGUAGAUGAAGCUUUGAAAAAUCUAGACCGUUGCUUCAAGGAAUAGAUAAACUAAUAUUACUGUCCAAAAUGUAGUUUUUAUAUAAAAGUAUGUUACAUUUCAUAAAGAAUCCAUUGAAAAUUGAUUUAUUUAAAAUGAAGUGUUGUACUGCUGGCUUAAAUUGUUAUAAAUUAAUCUUCCAAUAAAUGAUUCGAUAAUGACACUAAA
Molecule: messenger RNA, 1677 nt
Organism: Acanthoscelides obtectus
Lineage: Eukaryota; Metazoa; Arthropoda; Insecta; Coleoptera; Chrysomelidae
Source: the annotation of a GenBank genome assembly